AUGGCCAACGUAUUCAAAGUUUCCGAAGAAGAUGGCAGGAACGCAGACUUGCGGGAGAAUGAGGAACUGCGUGGAGAAAAAUACGGCAUCAACAAGGACGUCAGUAGAUUCCACAGCACUUGUAGGCCAAAAUCUAACAUAGUUUUUCUAAAGAGCCACAAAACGGCGAGUUCCACCGUACAGAACAUCCUGAUGAGAUACGGACUGGCCAACAACCUCACCUUCGCCCUACCGAAAAGGGAGAACUUCCUCAACUGGCCAAAAUUCUUCCACAAGUCGUCUGUUCUACAGGAACAUCUCCAUGGUAACCAGGAACAUCUCCAUGGCAACCAGGAGCGUCUCCUUGGUAACCGGGAACAUCUCCAUGGUAACCAGGAGCGUCUCCAUGGUAACAAGGAACAUCUCCAUGGCAACCAGGAGCGUCUCCAUGGUAACCAGGAACAUCUCCAUGGUAACCAGGAUCGUCGCCAUGGUAACCAUACAGCCUACAACAUCCUCUGCCAUCACACGCGGUUUCACUACGACAACAUCCGGGACCUCAUGCCAGACGACUCCGUGUACGUGACCAUUGUUAGGAACCCGGUGGACAUGUUUGAGUCGAUUUUUACCUACAGAAGACUUGACAAGAAGUACCACAUUUCUCAACCAAACUCCUUAAAGGUGUUCCUCGACAGCCCCUCAGACUUCGUGAAGAAAUAUGGUCGGACAGAACAUUCCCAGAAUCCUUUGCUCUACGAUCUGGGUUACGACAGCGAUCAGCUGACGUCAUCACAGACGAUACAAUCAGCUAUUGAUCGGAUCGGUCAGAUAUUUUCCGUUGUCAUGGUAGCAGACUAUUUUGAAGAGUCAUUGAUAUUGUUGAAGCAUGUUUUAUGCUGGUCGUUAGAUGACGUCACCUUUUUCAAGGUUAACGUCAGAAGCGACAAGUCCGUGCGUCACGUGACCGCAGACAUGGCGGGAAAAAUCCGCCAAUGGAACAAGGCGGACGCCAUGUUGUUCGAACACUUCAACAGAACUUUGUGGGCGAAACUUUCCAAACUGCCCUUCAACUGGAGGCAGGAAGUCCAGCUCCUCAAGGAGAGAAACCAGCGUCUUAAAGACGCGUGUCUGAAGUCUGACGACGCCUCCAACACGGAAAUAAGAGAGCAGAAGUUCCGAGUCUGGGAGCCGGAGGGAGUUUCUGUGCGCGGGUUCCUCCUGAGAGACUCUGCCCGGGAGAACAGGACUUGUGUCAACAUGGCGAAACCGCCCAAACCGUUUACUUACGAGCUGCAGGACAGGGAGAGGCUUAGGCUCGGGACGGGACAGCUGCAUGACAGGGAAAGGGCGGGACAGCUGCAGUACAGGGAAAGGGAAAGACUUAGACUCGGGACAGCUGCAGGACAGGGAAAGGGCGGGACUUAG
This is a messenger RNA of Branchiostoma floridae (Florida lancelet), 1404 nucleotides long. RefSeq names its product galactose-3-O-sulfotransferase 2-like. Gene Ontology annotation, cellular component: membrane. NCBI's taxonomy places the organism in Eukaryota, Metazoa, Chordata, Leptocardii, Amphioxiformes, Branchiostomatidae. The transcript has 2 exons. The record is from RefSeq and is a predicted model, not a curated record. Bases 1 to 1404 code for a protein of 467 amino acids. Gene Ontology annotation, biological process: glycolipid biosynthetic process. Gene Ontology annotation, molecular function: galactosylceramide sulfotransferase activity.